Messenger RNA from Rotaria sordida, 1374 nucleotides. Lineage: Eukaryota; Metazoa; Rotifera; Eurotatoria; Philodinida; Philodinidae. The record is from the annotation of a GenBank genome assembly.
AUGCAUGAAGAAGAAUUUGAAAUACUAAAGGCAAACAUUGGAAAUUUAAUAUCACCGAAUGGAUUUUUUUCUACAUCGAAAGAUCUUAACGUAGCAUUAAUAUUUGCUGGUGAAGAUGAUUUUGAGAAUAAAAGUAUUCUAUUCGAAAUAAGACUUGAUCCAACAAAAAUAAAGAACAAGACAAUUGUCGGAGCUCCUAUAGAAAACUUCAGUAGAUUUCCAGAAGAAAAAGAAGUUUUAUUUAGUAUUGGAACAACAUUCAGAAUCGAAAAUAUUAUGUAUGAUGUUAAAUUGAAAAUAUGGCGUGUGCCACUUACUCUUACAGAUGACGGAUUAGAACAUGUUCAACAGUAUGUGAACUCAAUGCGAAAAGAUUUAGCAGAAACGAAUCCUACACGAUUAUUUGGUAAAUUACUUAUCGAUAUGGGACAAUAUUCAAGAGCAGAACGAUAUUAUGAACUUAUUCUAAAUUCUCUGCCUAAAAAUCAUGAAGAUUUUCCAUCAUUAUAUCACGGUCUUGGAUACACACAUUAUGUGAGAGGCAAUUAUACUCAAGCAUUAAAAUACGAUAAAGUUGCCUAUGAAAUUCGAAAACAAAUUUUACCAGAAAACCAUUUAGAUAUUGCUAGAUCUUCAUUGAAUCUUGGAUGCGACUAUAUACGUAAUGGUGAUCACAAGACAGCUAUGGAACUUCUUAUGGAAGCAUUACGUAUUCGGCAACAGAAUUAUUCUGAACAAGAUCAUGUAAACAUAGCGAUUGUUUGUGCAGCUAUCGGUGACAACUACAUUCAUUUAUGUGAUUAUGAAAAUGCAUUUAAUUUCUUAACAAAAGCACUGGAAAUGUUUAAACGUGUACUUCCAUCCGAGCACGCAAAAAUUGCUAGUACACUAAUUAAGAUUGGUAAUCUUUGGGAAAAACAAGGGUUCUACGAUCGUGCUCUCGAACAAUAUCAUAGUGCUCAUAGUAUGGCAGUAAAAAUAAUGCCAUCCGAACAUCCAACUUUACAAAAAUAUUUUGAAAGAAUUAUUUACAUACAUAUCAUGUUACGUAUAAUUAAUUCAUCAAAUCGAGCUCUUGCUCAACGUAUUGUUCGUCCGAUAUUAACUGUUACUCGUGCUGAAAUAGGUACCGAUGCUGAAGCUGGUUCUGUUGCUUCAGGUAAUGAUGCAUUUAGUAAGAAAGAACAUGCUGAAGAAUCACGUUGGGCUCGUCGUCAUGAUGCUGAACAAAUUGCUAAAUAUCGUGCUGAACAUUCUUCAGGUAAUCGUCAAACAACUGCACAAGGUACACUUCAACAACGUCUUGGUGCUCUUGAAACUGAAAAACGACGUAUUGAACAAGAAAUUGAACAAAUUAAACGUCAACAAUGUUAA